Gavialis gangeticus (Gharial) is the source of this 3879-nucleotide messenger RNA. It is a transcript of the gene PAX5, whose product is annotated as paired box 5. The record is from RefSeq and is a predicted model, not a curated record. Bases 216 to 1391 code for a protein of 391 amino acids. The transcript is spliced from 10 exons. Gene Ontology annotation, molecular function: RNA polymerase II cis-regulatory region sequence-specific DNA binding; DNA-binding transcription factor activity, RNA polymerase II-specific. Lineage: Eukaryota; Metazoa; Chordata; Crocodylia; Gavialidae. Gene Ontology annotation, biological process: regulation of transcription by RNA polymerase II; anatomical structure development.
AGCUCUUUAGUUCCUUAAUCAUUUCACGGUUCCUUCGGAGGCUUUUUUUCCACCUAAAACGUUUAGUUUCAGCUCAGUGAUCAGCUGCAAAAGCUCGACGGGGAGCGGAAGAGUUGAAUUAUUCCAACCUGCAAGCAGCCCCUCACAAAAAAAAAAAAAAAAAAAAGGGGAAACUUUUUUCUCUGUCCAUUUCACCCAAGUCCUGAAAAAUCGGAAUGGAAUUAGAGAAAAACUACGCGACUCCAAGGACUGGCAGAACAGGACAUGGAGGAGUGAAUCAGUUAGGGGGUGUUUUUGUGAAUGGUCGUCCACUUCCUGACGUUGUGCGCCAGAGGAUCGUGGAACUUGCCCAUCAAGGUGUCAGACCGUGUGACAUUUCGAGGCAACUACGGGUCAGCCAUGGUUGUGUCAGCAAAAUUCUUGGCAGGUACUAUGAAACUGGGAGUAUUAAGCCUGGAGUGAUUGGAGGAUCAAAACCAAAGGUCGCCACACCCAAAGUUGUCGAAAAAAUCGCAGAGUAUAAACGCCAAAAUCCCACCAUGUUUGCCUGGGAGAUCAGGGAUAGACUUCUAGCCGAGCGAGUGUGUGACAACGACACCGUGCCCAGCGUCAGUUCGAUUAACAGGAUCAUACGGACCAAGGUACAGCAGCCGCCUAACCAGCAAGUACCAGCCUCUAGUCACAGCAUAGCCUCCACAGGGUCUGUGACCCAAGUGUCUUCAGUGAACACUGACUCAGCAGGCUCCUCCUACUCCAUUAGUGGAAUUCUGGGAAUUACAUCCCCCAGUGCUGAAAGCAACAAACGCAAACGCGAUGAAGGUAUUCAGGAAUCUCCAGUACCAAAUGGCCAUUCCCUCCCGGGUAGAGAUUUCCUUCGGAAGCAGAUGCGAGGAGAUCUUUUCACUCAGCAGCAGUUAGAAGUGUUGGAUCGAGUCUUCGAGAGGCAACAUUAUUCUGACAUUUUCACAACGACUGAACCCAUCAAACCAGAGCAGACAACAGAAUACUCAGCCAUGGCAUCGUUAGCUGGUGGGUUAGAUGAUAUGAAAGCCAAUAUAACAAGCCCAACUUCAGCAGAUUUAGGGGCCAGUGUUCCAGGACCACAAUCAUAUCCUAUUGUGACAGGUCGUGAAUUGGCAAGCACAACCCUCCCAGGAUACCCUCCUCACGUCCCCCCUGCCGGACAGGGCAGCUACUCUGCUCCAACGCUGACAGGAAUGGUGCCUGGGGGUGAGUUCUCUGGAAGUCCGUACAGCCACCCACAGUAUUCAACGUAUAAUGACUCCUGGAGAUUUCCCAACCCUGGAUUGCUAGGCUCUCCUUACUAUUACAGUGCUGCAGCCCGUGGAGCAGCACCUCCGGCAGCGACUGCUGCCUACGACCGCCACUGACCCCAGGAGCCCAGAACUCAAGCACUUACUAAACAUAUCAUCCAGGACGACAGCAUCUGAUUCACCUAGAUAUAACCAUGCAAAUCACACUGCAAGGAAGAAAAAGGAAGUAUCGCGUAGGAACCUGCUGAUUGGAAAUUUACUCUUUAAACUGGGUGAACUAAUUAUUACUAUUAUUUUUUAAAUCAGUGAAAUUCUAGUGAUGUUAACUGGGUCUCAAACAAAAAAAAGAAUCAGGAGAAAACAGUUCUGCUGACAUUCCAUAUGGUUCAAAAGGGACAGUAGCUGCAUCUUACUGCUGGCUAUUAGUCUAGUUGCUUCUAGUUCUCUCAGCCAUGCCUGGGGAAUAAGAACGGUUCUGACUUUCAGCAGUCCACUUUGGGAUGUCUCUUUUAAUGUGCAUUGCAACAGGCUGUGUGAUUCAACAUGGACUGUCUGGCUUUUGUGGUAAAGAUGGAUUGGUUUGCUCAAUUUACACAGUACCAAUGUAAAUAACUUGCUUCUUUGUGUUACUAUGAGAGUGGCUUAGCAUAAACAGCAACAUGGUACAAAUUAUGAACUCAAAAUGCAUCUGAAAAUGUGUUUUGAAAUUGGUGCACUGAUUCAAAGAAUUCAGUAAGCUUUAACCAACUUUGAACCAGGUUAACAUUCAUUGUGGCUAUAUUUGGGGCUGAUGUUAUUUCUAUAUAAAGCAUCAUAUCGGACAGUCAUGUGUGAUCAUGGUGUGUGAUGGCAUUGAACACAUGAGCAAUUGAAAGAUGUGGGCAGUUUGUGACAUUUUACUGCUAAGUAUUUAUUUAUGUUCAUUUGUAAUCAUAACUAGCACUGAAACAAAAUCUCCAGCUUCAAGUUAAACUACACCAGAGAAGGAAUUCCUAAUUAACACCUGUGUACAUCUCAAUAUAUUGCUUGCUGAAACCCAAUUAUUUCUAUUUUGUAAAGGGGAAGAAUCCCAAGGUGAUGAUUUUUCAAACUGAUAUCUCAAACAGUGUUCUAGUCAUGGCAGCCAUGCACACUGAAACAUGCAAAGCUUGCUUGACCAAGCAAAUUGAUGGUGAAAGCACACAUUUAGGAAUACCCAUGUAUUUAAAUGAAGACAUUUCUCAAGUUAUUCCUUAAACAUGGGUGGCUACUAUGGAUUCGAGCUCCAGAGUUACGCUGUGCAUAAAUUUGGCCCUUUAAUUCUGUAUUUUCUCCUUCUGUCUCAAAGAAAACAUAUUAAUAGAACCAAGUGACAUGUUGUUCAAUGUUCUCUACUUCCCAGGGCUAAUGAAUAGAAGAGGGUUUACAAAUGAUUGGUUAAGCGAGUACCUCAUCACUAUCAGCUCCAUGACACCAUAUAAACUACUCAUUUUUUCCCCUAAGGAGUGACUUACUUUAAUCAUAUGCUGAUAACAAUCAGCAAACUUCCCAUCUACACAGAGAAAAUUAGAGCAAGGCUUUCUUACUGAAGCCAAUGGAAAGACUCCCACUGACUCUAAUGGGUUUUGAAUUUGGUCCACGGCCUUGGGCAGUAUAACCAUAUUUAAUGGAAAUGGGCCUGAUACUACAUCCUUACUUACAUGGGUGAGCAUUUACAUGUAAAAAUAUUUUUCAGACUGCUUGUGAGGGAAAGGUUUUUCUGAGGUGAAUAAGGGUCAUCAGAGACAUAACAGGGCGCCGGAUGCCGGGGGCAGUGGCAGUGCUUGGGACAGUGGUGACUUCCAGCUGCUGGCAUGACUGUGCAGCUAUGGUGACAGCUGUUAUUUUUUGGCUCUGGGAGCUGCUGCCUCAGCCGCCCUGCCUUAGUUACACUACUGAGGGUCAUAAGUACGGCCCAAACUAUGAAUAAUUAAUUACAAACAUAAUUUUCCAUUUUUUUCAAAUGUUCUGAGAUGAAAACUCUUUAAUGACUGUUUCCCUGCAGUAUGCCACUGUGCUGCUUAUCCUGCAUGGAUGCUGCCAUGUCAAAUGGCAGGGAGAGAGCCCAUUUUAGAAUCUCAAAUGGAUUUGUCUGUGUGUUCCUUCCAAAACCUUUUCAACCCUGUUUACCUUGUCCUGGUAUGAUUCUUAAACACAGGCAUUUCUUCCUAGUUUCCAAGUUGAAUAAGGCAAGUCCUUUAAAGGUGUUAAGGUACCUAAAUCCCAGCAAUUUUAAUGGGAAAUAGACACCUAAAUACCCUUGACUCUCUUGGUCAUAGUUUCUAACUCAAACUAUCUUCCUGACCAAAAAUUCAGUCUAGUAAGCUCCUAAAAGGCCUCAGGUAAGAAUGUAAAUGACUUCCCUUUUGAUGAGUAGUAAUGGAUAAAUGUAUUUUGGUUUAAACAAGUACAAAACUGUAAGUACAACUCAUUCAUCUAACCAACUGCUGGGCUUCUCUUUGGGGCCAAUUUUUCUAGCAUCAUCUGAGGCACCCUACAUUCAGGGCAUGUCAACAUGUGCAUUUACAUCAGCUUAAAUUUACUGCACAGUAAACGAGAAUAGACCAGCAUCUACACGUGCAGGCAU